CCGCGGCGAGAUCGCUGCGCGCGACGCUGUUCUGCAGCCUCCGGAGCGGUCGGCUCCGGCUCUUGCGGGAUUCGGGCCCCAGCUCGACACCCGCUCUCUCUUCACGCCCCGCCGGCGGGGGUUGCCAUGGUCCACUUCUUGCACCCGGACCUCUCGCCCCGGACCAUCGCCCUCCCGGACGCGCAGAGGGAUGCCCCGGGCCACUACGUGGUGCAGGAGGAGGCAUCUCCCUACUCUUUGGUCGACAUCUGCCUGAAUGUCCUGAUUACUAACCUGGAGAAAUUGUGUUCUGAAAGAUCCGAUGGAACACUAUGCCUUCCUGAGCAUUGGCAUCUUCCUCAGCAAUUAGCUGAUCGGUUCCUUGGAGUGAUGACUUGGCAAGGCAAGCUGACUGAUAGAACAGCGAGCAUUUUCCGAGGCAACCAAAUGAAACUGAGGCUGGUCAAUAUUAAAAAGGCUAAAAUCUCUACAGCUGCAUUCAUAAAAGCUUUCUGCCAUCACAAACUCAUUGAACUGGAUGCUACUGCGGCGGACCCUGACCUCCCAAUAUCAGACAUCCUGCAUGGACUCUGCAGCAAUAACUGGCUCCAGCAAAACCUCCAGUGUCUGGUAUUGGACUCAACAAGCAUCCGUCAAGAUUCAAAACUACUGUUUGGUCAGCUCACUGGUCUUCGAGUUUUAAGUGUUUUCAAUGUUUGUUUUCAUAAUGAAGACCUAGCUAAUGUUUCGCAGUUACCAAAACUGGAAAGCUUGGAUAUCUCCAAUACUCUGGUCACUGAUAUCUCUGCACUCCUUACCUGUAAGGAUCGACUCAAAUCUCUCAAAAUGCACUACAUGAAAUGUCUAACCAUGACCAAACCACAAAUCCUCGCAGUCAUUAAAGAACUUAAAUGUCUGUUUCACCUUGAUAUUUCUAAUCACAGGCAGCUCCAAUCAGAUCUAGCUUUUCAUUUGCUGCAGCAGAAGGAUAUUCUACCUAAUAUCGUGUCACUGGAUAUUUCGGGGGGCAGUUGCAUCACCGAUGGAGCUGUGGAACUGUUUGUACGGCAGCGGCCUGCGAUGCAGUUUGUGGGACUGUUGGCUACAGAUGCUGGUUAUUCCAACUUCUUUACUACACAGCAAGGCUUGAGGGUUGCUGGAGGAGCCAAUGUGAUUCAGAUUUCAGAAGCAUUGAGCCAGUACAGGGAUAGGUCAUGUUUUAUGAAGGAAGCCCUCUACAGACUUUUUGCAGAGACGUUUUCAAUGCAGGCAACCAUGCCUGCUGUUUUAAAACUUGUGGCUGUAGGAAUGAGGAACCAUCCAUUGGAUUUGCCAGUGCAGUUCACAGCCAGUGCUUGUGCCCUCAACUUAACACACCAGGGCCUGGCCAUGGGAAUGCCUGUUCGUCUGUUGUCAGAGGUCACCUGUCUACUUUUCAAGGCUUUGAAAAAUUUCCCUCAUUAUCAGCAGUUGCAAAAGAAUUGUCUUCUCUCCUUAACCAAUGCCAGGAUUCUUGUGGAUGUUCCAUUUGACAGGUUUGAUGCUGCCAAAUUUGUGAUGAGAUGGCUCUGUAAGCAUGAAAACCCCAAGAUGCAAACAAUGGCAGUGAGCAUCACCUCUAUUCUGGCCUUGCAGCUCUCAAGUGAGCAAACUGCACAACUUAAAGACGAGCUCCUCAGGGCAGUUAAGGAACUUCUAGCAAUAGUAAAACAAAAGACUACUGAGAAUUUAGAUGAUGUCACCCUCUUGUUUGCUUUGAAAGCACUUUGGAAUCUUACAGAUGAGUCUCCAGUUGCCUGCAAACACUUUAUGGAAAAUCAAGGAUUGGCAGUCUUCAUUCAAGUUUUGGAGACUUUUUCAGGAUCACCAAUACAAAGCAAAGUACUUGGACUUUUGAACAAUGUAGCUGAAGUCAGAGAACUCUCUUCCGAGCUGGUGACCAAAGAUGUGGUGAAGCAUAUCAGCGUCUUGCUCCAUAGCACAGCAAUGGAAGUCAGCUAUUUCGCUGCAGGCGUCAUAGCCCACCUGGCAUCUGACAAACAGCCCUGGGUGUCCUGUGACCUUCAGAGGACUACUCUUCUCCAAGAUCUGUAUGUAACCAUCCAGAAUUGGCCAAGUUCAAGUUGUAAGAUGACAGCAUUGGUGACCUACAGAUCCUUCAAGGCAUUUUUUCCUCUCCUUGGCAACUUCUCGCAACCAGAGGUUCAGCUCUGGGCACUAUGGGCUAUGUAUCAUGUCUGCAGUAAAAACCCCAGCAAAUACUGCAAAAUGUUAGUUGAAGAAGGAGGAUUGCAGCUUUUGUGUGACAUCCAGGAGCACAACGAGGCAGACCCCCAAGCACAGCAGACUGCAGCCUCCAUUCUUGAUGACUUCAGAAUGCACUUCACGAAUCAUCAGAGACUCCCUUUGUGUUAAAUGCCCUUUUUAACCUAA
Molecule: messenger RNA, 2412 nt
Organism: Myotis myotis
Lineage: Eukaryota; Metazoa; Chordata; Mammalia; Chiroptera; Vespertilionidae
Gene: ZYG11A
Product: zyg-11 family member A, cell cycle regulator
Exons: 14
Cellular component (GO): Cul2-RING ubiquitin ligase complex
Source: RefSeq, a predicted model, not a curated record